Pseudo-nitzschia multistriata is the source of this 1699-nucleotide messenger RNA. The record is from the annotation of a GenBank genome assembly. Lineage: Eukaryota; Bacillariophyta; Bacillariophyceae; Bacillariales; Bacillariaceae.
CGACUGUUCGUACACUUGCUCGUCAGCGAGAUGAUUCAAGUGUUUCGGAGGCCGUAUUUCAAGACGAUGGCAUUAAACAACUCGACGACCUGUUGCAAAAUAACCCGCACUUGCAAAGGUAAGUUCUUUUGCGUUCGCAUAAAGAAUUGGCGUGCAUUUAUCGUUGUGGAGGCUKUCCCGCUAUUUGUUUUUGCAAAUUUGGUUAGGAUGAGGCCAUAUCUUAUUGGUGUCUCCUCAUCUUGUCGUGUUUCAUAAUACAACAGUCAGAAAGACGAAGAAAGAGAAAUGUUGGAAAAUCUUCCAGACGAAAUAGUUGCUCCUUACUUCAACACAAAGCCCAUGGAAGAAGAUGAACUGACUAAAACCGGUAUCAAUUACAAGAAAAUACURGCAGCCAGAACAGGAAAGAAGGGGGAAGAAGGAACUGCCCCAGCUCCAGCACCACUCGAACAGCCUGCACCGCCGGCCCCCCAACAACCGGAACCUGUAGUUGCUCAGGUGAGUACUCCUCCUCCACCKCCUCCAAAGCCGGAACCAGUUCCCGAACCCGAACCUGAGGUUCCUCGUCCAGUUACUGUGACAUCUARUAAAGAUGGAAGAGUUCAAAACAUCCGAACGCUCAUGGGAUUGACACUGAAACAUCGCGGAGGACCAGGUUUCGGCGGAGGACGUUUGAAGGGACCGGACAUCGACCUMUUUGAGGGCUUGGUCGAUGAAAUCUCAAACAUGUUAGGAGAGGAAGCAAAGCUUGCACUACCCCCUAUCGACACACCAGCCAUUCCAACAAUGGAAGCAACCCCGACUACGGUAGCGCCUCCGGUUACUGUACAGGCUCCUGCARCUGUUCCGGCUCCUGCGGCCGUUUCGGAGCCCGUAGCUUCCAGUACCGAAGCUGCUAACAUCGACAGUACGAUUGCGUGUAUCGAAGGUGCUAUCACGAUGUACAACAAUAGUCCACCUGCAAUCCGAGAGAGCGUCCUUGUCACUCUACGUGCUGCGCUUAUGUCAGCGGUCGAUACAUGCAAUAUUGCAUUAGCUCAACCAGCAACWCCUGUCGCGGCAAGUCCAGAUGGCAGUAUUGAAGGGAUGGUAGCAUGUAUUGAGGGAGCCGUAACUAUGUACAAAAACAGCCCUCCUGCAUUGAAAGACAGCGUAAUGGUWACGCUUCGCAUGGCACUGAUGUCAGCUGUGGAAACAUGCAACGUAAUUAUUGGAGACGGUCAAGUCGCUCCUCCCCCACCGCCUGCCACACCGGCACCCGUAGCACCUCAGACUACUCCAGCGACUAGCGUAGCACCGGAACCUGUCACACCUCAGGCUCAAGCUCCUCCAGCGACUAGUGUGGUGCCAGAGCCCCCUGCGCCUCAGGCUCCUCCAGCGACUAGUGAAGCCUCGCCACCUACGGAAGAAAACAGCAAGGCUUUGGAAAGCGUACUCGAAAAAGUAAUCGCCGCUUCCGGAGAUGGAAAGCUGGGACUUCGCAGUGAUCUAACAGMUACCGAAGCUGAUGAGCUGGCCGAUCAACUAGUAAAUAUGCGAGGAAUUUUGAUGGAUGAGUUGAAUUCAGACAAACCUGCUCCAGACUCAUCACAAGCUAGUCAAGGAACAGCCUCAAAGUAUGAACAGAUGCUUGCCAAGGCAAGAGCUGAGAAGGCCCAAGCAUGAUAAUUCUGAGAGCGAGUUACUCCAAAACAGUUUG